Molecule: messenger RNA, 2928 nt
Organism: Prionailurus viverrinus (fishing cat)
Lineage: Eukaryota; Metazoa; Chordata; Mammalia; Carnivora; Felidae
Gene: P2RX1
Product: purinergic receptor P2X 1
Exons: 12
Coding region: 1293-2492 (399 amino acids)
Biological process (GO): response to ATP; monoatomic cation transmembrane transport
Cellular component (GO): plasma membrane; nuclear inner membrane
Molecular function (GO): extracellularly ATP-gated monoatomic cation channel activity; purinergic nucleotide receptor activity; ATP binding
Source: RefSeq, a predicted model, not a curated record
GCAAAACAAGGCAUGGGGUUGGAGGAGGCCUCUGGCUCUAGGGCUCCAAAAGCGAACAUGAGGCCUCUGCCCCAUCCCAGUCCCCGGGGCCUUGCAUUCCUGCCCUGAGCUGGGGUUGAAGACAGGGAUACAGAGGGGCUCUACCCCAAGAUCAAUAGUGGCCUCUGGUUUUUGUUUUUGUUUUUUUUUUUUUUUGUCCUCAGCAUUAUUGGGACUCACCUGGCUAGGGCCUCUACCUAUGAAAGAAAUUCAUUAUCAUCCCCAUUUCACAGAUAAGGACACAAGCUCAGACAGGUGAGGCAAAUAACCCAAGCCCUCACAGGCAGCUAGUGGCAAAGCCAAGGGUAUUAACCAAGGCCAUCUGCUGUUAGGCUUACCCGGAUGCAUCUGAGGGAGCCCAAUGGCAAUGUGUAACUGAUGUGGCCCUUGACUCUUCUAGGCCCUUGCCUCCCUCUGCUUGUUUCAGGGAGGUGGAGGCCUGGCUAGGACAGGACAGGGCAGGUGAUGGGAGAGGAGAGGUAAGCUAUAGAGAUGCCAGCCCAAUGCUAAGGUUGAUUGGGCACAGGCCAGGCUUGGACUCGGACAGGUGGAUGGAAGGUGGUCUACAAGGACAGAGGUGGGGGUCCUGUCACAGGCUCUGGAAGUAUCAGGUAGCUGGACCAGAAAUGUCCUACGUCCUCUUCUGCUCUCCUGGCCGCAAACCUCCCAGGGACUGAGCUCCCCACCUGGGGGCACAGGUAGAGUGAGAAGGAUGUUUGGAUAUGGGGAUGGAUCCCCGGUUAGGGGAGGGCUUCAGCCUGAGGCCACUCCACCCAAGCCCUUGGCCCUGUUCUGUUCUGUUCUGCCAGGUUCGUUGGGGGUUGACAGCUUUAUCUUUGCCUUUUGACGAGUGGCCUGUGGUUUUCCUGCCAACAGCUUCUGUUUCCGGAGGCUCAGCAGGGCUGAGGCGGAGCCAGGAGGGGCAGUGGGGCUGGGCCUGGGUGGCCCCACUAGCCCCGCCCCCAUCCAUCUUUGGGAAUUUAUUUGUCCACAGACAGGGCUGGCCCACAGUCCAUUGCCUGCCAGGGGCCAAGAGCUGCUCUGACCACCCAAGGAUUCUCUUUCUCAAUCCAAAUGCCUCCAACUAACCCCUGACUCCUGACCUCUGGCCCCAAGCUGCCUUGCCCUACCCUUCCUAAGGGACCAGGAAACCCCUAGAAGCUCCAUUGUAGACGUGGGCGUUGACGCUGGUCUCACCUCAAGAGCAAAGGCUGUGCAAGGCGCUCAGUUCUCAGCCCCUAGCCUGGUCCACCAUGGCACAGAGGCUCCAGGAUGAGCUGUCUGCUUUCUUCUUUGAGUAUGACACUCCCCGAAUGGUGCUCGUGCGCAACAAGAAGGUGGGCGUCGUCUUCCGCCUGAUCCAGUUCGUGGUUCUGGUCUACGUCAUCGGGUGGGUGUUUGUCUACGAGAAAGGCUACCAGACCUCAAGUGGCCUCAUCAGCAGCGUGUCUGUGAAACUCAAGGGUCUGGCCGUGACACAGCUCCCAGGCCUGGGCCCCCAAGUCUGGGAUGUAGCUGACUACGUCUUCCCAGCCCAGGGGGACAGCUCCUUUGUGAUCAUGACGAAUUUCAUUGCAACCCCCCGGCAGGCUCAAGGCUACUGUGCAGAGCACCCGGAAGGGGGCAUAUGCACAAAUGACACUGGCUGCACCCCAGGGAAGGCAGAAAGGAAGGCCCAAGGUAUCCGCACAGGCAAGUGUGUGGCCUUCAACGACACUGUGCAGACAUGUGAGAUCUUUGGCUGGUGUCCCGUGGAGGUGGACGACAACGUCCCACGCCCUGCCCUUCUCCAAGAAGCCGAGAACUUCACUCUCUUCAUCAAGAACAGCAUCAGCUUUCCACGCUUCAAGGUCAACAGGCGCAACCUGGUGGAAGAGGUGGAUGCGGCCUACAUGAGGACCUGCCUCUAUCACAAGGCCUUGCACCCACUGUGCCCCGUCUUCAAGCUUGGCUAUGUGGUACAAGAGUCAGGACAGAAUUUUAGCACCCUGGCUGAAAAGGGCGGCGUGGUAGGCAUCACCAUUGACUGGAACUGUGACCUGGACUGGCAGGUACAGCACUGCAAGCCCAUCUACGAGUUCCAUGGACUGUAUGAGGAGAAAAACCUGUCUCCAGGCUUCAAUUUCAGGUUCGCCAGGCACUUCGUGGAAAACGGGACCAACCACCGGCACCUCUUCAAGGUGUUUGGGAUUCGCUUUGACAUUCUCGUGGAUGGCAAGGCUGGGAAGUUUGACAUCAUCCCCACAAUGACGACCAUCGGCUCUGGAAUUGGCAUCUUUGGAGUGGCCACGGUUCUCUGUGACCUGCUGCUGCUCCACAUCCUGCCCAAGAGGCACUACUACAAGCAGAAGAAGUUCAAGUAUGCGGAGGACAUGGGGCCGGGGGCGGGGGAGCAUGACCCCGCGGCCACCAGCUCCACCCUGGGCCUGCAGGACAACAUGAAGACAUCCUGACCCUCGGCCCCUGACUCCUAACCGGACACAGCAUGACACUUCAGGCGGGGGCCCUGGUGGGGUCCCAGCCAGGACACAGAGGUCUCCUCAGGAGCUCUCCAACCUCUUAGCCAGGCAGACACUAGGUUGCCUGCGGCUCAGCGUGGACACUGGGAGAGACCUGUGCAAUUCUGGGCUCUGGCCCCAACUCCACAACAUCCAAGGGAGCUUCACCCAGCCUCAGCCACUCCUGGUCUAGAGCAACUGGGGCUGGGCAAGGCUCCUCUCACACUCCUGUGUCAGAGAAGUGUGCUUCUCUCUCUGGGCCCUCACGCUACCCCACUGCCUCACGUCUCUAGAUCCAUGCUUUCCCAUAUGGCAGACACUAGCCAUGAUGACAAUUUAAAUUUAUAUUAACUUAAAUUGAAUAAAAUACAAAAUUCAGUUCCUAAAACUA